This is a messenger RNA of Centruroides sculpturatus (bark scorpion), 2442 nucleotides long. RefSeq names its product DNA-directed RNA polymerase III subunit RPC5-like (gene Polr3E). The record is from RefSeq and is a predicted model, not a curated record. Gene Ontology annotation, cellular component: RNA polymerase III complex; nucleus. Gene Ontology annotation, biological process: DNA-templated transcription. The coding region runs from base 37 to 2052 and encodes 671 amino acids. The transcript is spliced from 17 exons. Lineage: Eukaryota; Metazoa; Arthropoda; Arachnida; Scorpiones; Buthidae.
CAACACUGACGUUUGGCAGUUGUAGAGAAGUACAGCAUGGAAGAUGAUGAUCCUGUUGUCGAAGAAAUAGAUGUUUAUCUGUCAAAAUCAUUGGCAGAUAAUUUGUAUCUUUUCCAAUAUCCUGUUAGACCCAGUAACAUGACUUACAAUGAUGUUGAAGACAUACAAGCUAGAGUGAAACCUAAGCAACAAAAAGUAGAACUAGAAUUACCUUUGAAUGUACAGAGUUCAAAUUAUGAUAAAGGUAAAGGUGAACAAAUUGCCCUCAAUGUUGACGGACGCCACGGAGGAGAGAACAGUUAUUUUAGCAGUUCUUUCAUGGAUAAGCAAAAAUUAACUUCAAGUAAAGCAGUUUCAUCAUCAGCACAGUAUGCAAUAGGAUUGUUACGGCCAGGUAAAGAAUUGCACUUAACUCCUCUUCAUGCAAUUAUUCAAUUACGACCAAGUUUUACUUAUCUGGAUCAAUCUGACAGUCGAGCCAAAGCAGAGCUUAAAGAAAGUGACGUCGAUGAUCCUUCACAAGAUGAAGAAGAAGAAGCUCAUAAGGUAACGGUGAGAUUUGCCGGUCCCGAUAGCGAUAAGGCCCGCCAAGCUAGAGAACGUUCUUAUAAUUACAUACAACAACAACUAGCAAAUGAACCCUGGGUUAACGUAAAAUAUCAUAAAUGUGGGUCUCAUGAAUCUGAAGAAGAAAUGAACAAACUUUUAUGUACCAAAACUGAUUUUGAUGCAUCUAAUUUAUUGACUACAUCGGAAAAUUAUGUGAAUGCCUUAUUACCAGAAACACUAAGACUAGCUCCGACGGUGAUUACGGCCAACCAACUCUCGGCCAUGUCAGAUAUCAAGAAGUCUCCUCUCGUGGAUCAGAUACGCACUCUUGUAUUAAAUGCAAAAGUAAUACAAUUUCACAGGCUGCUGGAAUGCGUGACUCCGAAUUCCGACGUGGCGGCCAUUUUACGACUACUUCAGCAAGUCGCAAUGCUGGUGCAAGGGUGUUGGGUCGUCAAGAGUGACGUAAUCUAUCCAAAAGAUAGUAUUAGUCCUUUAACUGGGGUUAAUUCCGAACUGCUUUGUAGAGCCAGAGAUUACAUCAUGUGGCGAUAUACUCAGGAAAAUAUCUUGAAAAGAAAAGAAAUAAUGUCUAUUGUUAAGUUACCUCUAGAAGAUAUUACAGAAAUGUUACGUCAUGUAGCGCAUUGGAAAGCAUCUUUAGGAUGGCAGUUUGCCUAUUCCUUUGACGAAAGUUUUGUGUCCAAGUAUCCAGAAAUAGUGCAAAGGCAACAGAUGUUGUGGGAUGCACGAUAUCAACAACUGACAAAGAUACUACAGUUAGGAGCCAAAGAUGUCAAAGGAACUAAAUUGCCAAAUUUGAAAGCAGAAAGGCAAAGGAAAACUAAAGUACAGACAACUUUAAGUAGUGUGACUGAGAACUGCAUAGUUGAAAAUUCUUGUGUAAAGAUGGACGUGGAUGUGCCAUCAAAUGUUAGAAUGUCGCCAACUGCCAAUAGAAAGGAAUCUGUUAACGAAAACUUGUUAGAGUCGACAACAAACAAAAACAGUUUGAUAACUAAUGGACCACAUCAUCACGUCUCUCAUCCAAACGAGCACCAGUCUAGUUUAUUAAAUACUGAAUUAAUGAGUGCUGUUCACGGAAAACUCAGGGAAAAAUAUUGUUUAACCUUGACUGAUCUUCGCAAUACGAAACUGGAAGCUUCCAGCAAUAAUAUUACUAACAUACCUGACAAAGUUUUAGAAGAUUGUAUUAUAGCAGUAGGAGGACAAAGACUUCAUAAUAAGUGGCCUCAAGAAACUAAUGCAGAAUCACUGUUUGCCUUAACACAAUUUGGAGAUCAUCUUGAUAAGUUUCGUGGAGCUUUGGUGCAACUCUUUGCAAAGACUGCAAAAAUUCGAAUAACGACGCUACAAAAGAAGUUAUUGGAUGAAGUCGGAGAAACAUUGUCGAAUGCCGACUUUAAACAGAUAAUCCAGGAAUAUUGUGUCUGUAAAUCUGGAUAUUAUUAUUUAAAGGGAACGAUGCAAACGGAUUCCUAGCCUCGGCAAUUUUUUUUUCUUUAUAAUUUGUACAUAAAAUAUAAAUAGUGGAUUAUAAUUAUGAACUGUUAGAAAUCUGUUGCUAUGGAAACAAAAUAUUUUUGUUGACGAAACAUUGUCUAAGUAAAAUAUAAUUAAUUUCCUUAAAUUCCUACAAAUAUGAAAUGAACACUGACUGCAUUUUUAUCAGAGUUUUCAUUUUACUUAAAAAGGAAAUUAUCAUCUGAUUUUUAUUCAAGUUUAAGGAAAAGUUUUGACGACCGAAAAACCGAUCAAAUCUGCUAAAAAUUUUCCGAAUUUUAUGAAAAUGAAGCAGUAAGUAAGGCAUUUUUUAUGGGAAUUUUUAUAUGAAUUUGAUUUUUGAACUUGUAUCAAGUUCAUGUUACAGAA